Molecule: messenger RNA, 1731 nt
Organism: Caenorhabditis sp. 36 PRJEB53466
Lineage: Eukaryota; Metazoa; Nematoda; Chromadorea; Rhabditida; Rhabditidae
Source: the annotation of a GenBank genome assembly
AUGCAUGCAGAAGGAGGAAUGAGCAUAGUCGAUUUACAAGAGUUGAUUGACCGAAGAAUUCCGGAGCAUAGGAAUAAGUUGGAGACCUCUCACGAGUAUUUGAAGUCCUUGGCAAAUCAGUGUGAGCAAAAUUAUGUAAUUCAUUCAAAGGUUAGUUUUUUCCCCCUAUUCUGAAAUAUCCAAAAAGAACAUGUUCAGAAUCAAUCCCAAAUACUGGAACAAACGAAGCAGGCAGCCAUUGAGUCGGUGGCCAGUGUUGCUUGGCAAAUCCACAGUAUGACCAGGUUAAUUCCUCCCAAUAAAUCAUUCAUUUCAUAACACGCGUUUAGAGACUUUCUCGAUAUGCUAGAGCUGCAAACGGACAAAGUUAACUCCUUGACGAAUCAAGUGCUGUAUGUGAGUCAGGUGGUCGACAUUCACAAGGAAAAACUGGCAAGACGAGAAAUCGGAGCUCUUACAACAAACAAAACACCUUAUAAGCAACCGAAGAUCAUUGCUCCUGCGGUACAGGUUAGUUAAAAAGAUUAUAAAACAUGAACAUACGAAGAACUCAUUUCAGGAGCCAAAAGAAAGAUAUCAACGAAAACCGAUAGAUUUCUCUGCACUGGAUGGAUUAGGACAUGGAGUGAGGACAUCAGAUACAUCGAGAGCCGCGCUGAUCUCUCGAGCUGCUUCUUCAAUAUCUGGAAGUUCUCCAUCUCAAUUCCACAAUGACUCUCCUGCGUACGGCGUCUAUUCGGGCGAACGUACUGCCACCCUCGGCCGUUCUAUAAUGCGUCCCUACGCUCCGUCGAUCGCUCCGUCUGACUAUCGUCUACCACAGGUAUCAUUUACAUUCUCAGAUGGUGUCUGACGCAUGCAAACAUCGUCACCAUUCAUAAAGAAUUCCGACAAUUCGGAACAAGAUAAUCGGAUUAUAAGUGGGAGAUGAUUGCAGGUGGCACCACUGCAGGAGUCACGAAUGACCCGCCAAAUCAGUCACGGAUCAGAGUUUGGUGAGCAUAUGAGUGGCGGCGGCAGCGGAAGCCAUCACGGAUCCUCGGACUACAAUCACAGCUACCAAUCCGAUCGGUACGGAACAAUUCGUGCCGGUGGCGGACGGAUGAUGGCCGAUGGUCCGAGACUGUCUUCCGCGCAAAGCAGCACGGGAGGAGGGGAGUCUCCGACGUUCCCACUUCCACCUCCGCAGCUCUCGACACUGCACUACAAUGGAUACGUGGCACCAGGAAGUGUUGUUCAACAACAGCAGCAACAACUUCAAAUGCAGCAGCAGCAGUACGGGACGAUUCGGAAGCAAAGUGUGAACAGACACGAUCUGCCACCUCCACCGAGUUCCGUUCUGAGCGGAGGACCGAGUAACCUCGCACACCCCGAAGACAUAGACGAUCUGCCACCGCCGCCCGCUGACCUCGGAGGAUCCUCCGCUUAUGGGGUUCUCGGCGGAGGCAGCAGUCUGACACCGACUGCCAAUCUUUUCGAUGCUUCUUCUGGAUGGGUACCGCAGGGAGAUUAUAUCGAAAAAGGUUAGGAAAGCAAGAAAUACGGCAGUCUAUUACUGAUCUGUUUUCAGCUCGGGUAUUGUACGACUACGACGCUGAAAAGGAGGACGAGUUGACACUUCGAGAGAACGCCGUCGUUUACGUGGUCAAGAAGAACGAGGACGGAUGGUACGAAGGCGUCUUAGACGGAGUCACCGGGCUUUUCCCCGGCAACUACGUGGAAAAGCUAUAA